This is a messenger RNA of Grus americana (Whooping crane), 6462 nucleotides long. It is a transcript of the gene HMGCLL1, whose product is annotated as 3-hydroxymethyl-3-methylglutaryl-CoA lyase like 1. Lineage: Eukaryota; Metazoa; Chordata; Aves; Gruiformes; Gruidae. Gene Ontology annotation, biological process: L-leucine catabolic process; ketone body biosynthetic process. The record is from RefSeq and is a predicted model, not a curated record. Bases 171 to 1211 code for a protein of 346 amino acids. The transcript is spliced from 9 exons. Gene Ontology annotation, molecular function: hydroxymethylglutaryl-CoA lyase activity. Gene Ontology annotation, cellular component: cytosol; endoplasmic reticulum.
GCCGGCGCGGCGGGCUCCCGCGCUCCGCCAAUCACAGGCGCUGCUCGGGGCCGGGCUGCAGCCAGUGGCUGCGGCGGGCGCGGGGCUGGCGUGGCCCCCGCUGGCCGGGACGCUGCGCCGGCCUUGCGGCUGGCUGCGGGGCGCCCGGGGGAGCGCCCUGCCGCCGCGCCAUGGGCACGGUGCCGUCGGCGCUGAAACACUGCCUCAGCUACCAGCACCUCCUCAAGGAGCAACUGUGGAUCGGGGAGCCGGCUGCGCCGCCGCCUGCGGUUCCGCACCCCGGGCAGGAAUCUCAAGCAUCUGGACUGCCCGAGUACAUAAAGAUUGUAGAAGUUGGGCCAAGGGAUGGAUUACAAAAUGAAAAGGUUAUAGUCCCAACUGAUACCAAAAUUGAGUUAAUCAACCGGCUUUCCAAAACAGGCCUGCCUGCAAUAGAAGUGACCAGUUUUGUUUCCUCCAAAUGGGUGCCUCAGAUGGCAGAUCACAAAGAAGUAAUGAGGGGCAUUGAGCGGCAUCCUGGAGUUCAGUAUCCUGUUCUCACACCUAAUCUUCAAGGUUUUCAUUCUGCUAUUGCAGCAGGGGCUACAGAAGUCUCAGUAUUUGGUGCAGCAUCUGAAUCUUUUAGCAAAAUGAAUAUUAAUUGUUCAAUUGAAGAAAGCAUAGAAAAAUUUGAAGAAGUUGCUAAAUCUGCAAGGAAUAUGAAUAUUCCAGUGCGUGGGUAUGUGUCAUGUGCAUUGGGAUGCCCAUAUGAAGGAAACAUCAUACCAGCUAAAGUGGCAGAAGUAUCUAAGCGGCUGUACAGUAUGGGCUGUUAUGAAAUCUCUCUGGGGGACACAAUUGGUGUGGGGACUCCUGGAAGUAUGAAAAGAAUGUUGGAAGCUGUUAUGAAAGAAAUUCCUCUGAGUGCUCUUGCUGUUCACUGUCAUGACACGUAUGGCCAGGCGUUAGCCAAUAUCCUCACAGCUAUACAGAUGGGAGUUGCUGUAGUGGAUUCUUCAGUUGCAGGACUGGGUGGUUGUCCCUAUGCAAAAGGUGCUACUGGAAAUGUAGCCACAGAGGAUGUGAUAUACAUGCUUAAUGGUCUGGGGAUCAAUACAGGAGUAAAUCUUUAUAAAGUGAUGGAAGCUGGAAACUUCAUCUGUACAGCUUUGAACAAGAAAACAAACUCAAAGGUUGCACAAGUUUCCUUCAAUACUGGAACUAUCAAUUAAAUGGAUCUCACAGCUUAAUUACGUUUGUCAUCUACCUUGACCAAGGACAUUUAUAUCAAGAAAACAAAUAUAAGAAAACCAUUUCAGCAAAGAACCAAAAUAGAACCCAUAUAUAACUUUUUAUUUUGGGGAGAGUUACUCUACUGUACUAUCUUGUCAAGAAUUGUCUGAUUUGUUAGUAAGACAUAUAUGACUGUAGUACAGAACCCUAUGCUUGGCACUCCUACAGAUGAGAAAAAUGUAUAAACGUCAGGACAUUUUACUAUGUUUUAAAUUGAAUUUUAGUUCUUUUCAGGAAAACUGAAUAGAAGCAGCAAAUAUAUAGUUAAUUUUUAAUCAAGAUGACUUUUAGAACAGUACAAAUAUUUGCAGUAGUUUAUGAGAUCCCACACUGUGUGUGGCCAUUCUAUUAUGUGUUUUAUUUAUCUGAAUCUUUACUUUUCAUUUGUCAAGUCAGUUGUGUUAUGAACAUGGAGCCAAAUCUGAAUUCACCAUAAGAAUUUUUUAGCAAUAGCACUUUUUUAUUUCUGUUUUGUUUAACAUCUGUUAAGUAUAUUGAUGACUUUAUCUUGUUCCAAGACUUUGUGGUGAAUGGAAGUCUGCCAGAUCCUCCAAAUCUAAUGCAAAUUUCCUUAUUUGUUACAUAUGUUAAAUUUGUUGUAGUUGCUUUUUUUCGUCAACUGUAUUAAAACCUAAUUAUAUGAAGCAGUUAAAAAUUGACAAGGUUUUCACCACCAUUCAAGGUAGUAGAGGUGUAGAAGGGGCUAAAUUGUCGUUCAAAGUCUCGUAGAAGAAUUUUAUUUUUUAUUCUAUAGUCUAUAAAUUGACAUUCUCACUUAUAAGUCAGAAUUUUUGAGGAUAAUGGUAUUCUGCUGGACUAGCUUACACGAGGGGAACCACUUACAAUUUUUCUUUGUGCUCUACUGAUAGUGAGACUGUACUUUUCAAUGUCUUAGUUCAGGAAGAUGCCAGUGAACUGCAUUGUCAUUUUUAGAUUAAUAAUGGCCAAAUUCAAAGAAGAGCCUUAUCCUAUCUGCAAAUUGUUCAAAUGUGCCAUGAAAAUAUUGUCAUUUUUUGAGUCUGAAACAUCAGUACUGUUACUGGUUGGUUGUGUAGGAUCCUUCUGUAAUUCUCUGUGUACUUAACCUUGAUUUUUUCUGAAAAUAGGCUGUUACCAUGAAAGUCCAAAACCCUGGAUCUUUUUCCAUAUUCUCCAUUUUCCUCCAGAAUGAAAGGUUGGAAAAAGGUAAGAUGAAAGAAAGUGAAAGAUAACAUGUAAAGAAGGAAAAGGCUGAAUCAUUUUUGUCUGGAACUCAGCUCUGCCAAGAUACAGCUGAGUCUCAGCUUGCCUUUGAAAUUCCAGAGUGAACCUUUUCUGAGAUCUUUUAGCCAGUACUGUAGUUUAGAAUUGGCACAGCUUAACAAAGUCAAACUUUGCAUGCCAGGUACCUCAAAGCUAAAAAACUUGAUAUAAAACCUCUAUCCUCUUUAUGCUGUAAUGAUAGUCAAAACCAAUAUAAACUACAUUGUUUCACUCUUUUCACGGUAAGAGUCAAAGAAUAAGCAAAUAAAUAUUUUUAGGUGAGGCAGGAAAUAUCUUCCCAUCAAUCCAAAAUACUAAAUUGCACCCCUUCCUGCCGUACCUAGUGAGAAGACUUUCAAGUACUCUUAAAGACACAAACACUCUGAUUCACUUGGCCUGCUCUGGAUGGAUAGUUGGAUCACCACAGAAAAUGCUCUGUCCUCAUUUUCCCAUGUUUUGGCUGGGGCUUUGUUAUUUAGCAGCCACCACAGCUCAUAUAUCAAAACACGAACUUUAAUAAAACCGGGUCUUGAACCAUUCACAGAUUUAAAAAUCCCAUAAUGGAUUAGAUCCAAGAAGAAAUGAGGAAUCUGCAGCAGUAUUUCAGUUGUACUUAGUCUAAUAAUUAGUGAUUAAGCCUAAAUGAGGUGCCAGAAUUGACAUCCUAAAGAUUCCCUAAUUCAGAUGCCAUUUGGUAACUAACCACACUAUAAUACUUUCCUGUUUAACAGUAAAAUUUCCUCUUUAGUUUGCUUCUGUGCAGGCACAGAAUUAGCUCAUUUUGAGCUGAAGUGUGCAGUUCUCAUGUGGUGAGAUGAGUAUUCUUCCACCCAAGAGCCUGUGAGCAUGUUUAACCGUCCUGAGCAGGACUGAGCUUCUCACAGAAUGGAAGCAAAGUCACCUCUUGAAAAAAAAAUAGUGGUGAUGCAAACCACCUUUUAAAUAAUAGCUUGAAUGUUGGGCUGAACAAUUGAUCUGAGAUUAACUUGCUACUCAGCCUGAGGAGAUUCAAAUGCCCAUUUUUUGGCAUGCUAAUCAGUGGAUCGAACCAUCUGGCUAUAUACAGAACUUUUUAGAAAAUCUGGAUGAAAUUGUGCCACUGGGUAGGAUGGAAUUCAAAAUUCCUGAGACCAGAAAGAUCACAAGAAAAAAAUGUCUCUGCAACAGAUAAGAGGUUUUUUUUCCUUGAAGAUGGUGGUGAGGGCUUCAGCUGUGGGCGAAGUUAGGAAAUGAACUGAUACUGUCCACUUUUUUGAUAAGUAUACUAACUAUGACAUCUUAGAUAAAAGAAGUGAGCCAUUUCACUACUACCACAACUUCUGCAUUAAAUAAAAUAGCUAUGUAGAACCUGGACUAUAGAACAAAAGAUCUAGCUCUGCUCAGUUCUUCGACAGUUCUAGAUGUCUCUCUGCCUAACUACCAUGAAGGAUUGCUAACUUUGGCACUGUGAGACCCUAGCACUCUGGAGGAGUUUUCGGAUACGCCUCUAUGCGUAGUGUAUCCGAGCCUUCUCAGCGUCUGGGCUGUCCAGUUUGCAGUUCCGAGGCUCUUAACAGUCCCUGUGCACUGAAACCAGGGUACCUAUGAAAUCACGGGGAUGAACAACCUAAAAUGCCUUGGUUCUUUAUUAGUUCUGUUUUAGAAACUACUUGGGAGCUUGUGGAGAGCCUUAAAUGGAGGUCUGUUAUUCCGUAAUGAUGUGAGCAUUGGAAAAGAUGAGCAGUCACAUCUGGAGCCCGUGCUUUACCCUCACGUUCAGCUUCAACCAUAUAGUGAGUUAUAGUAAUCCAGGGUGGAGGUUACAGACGAAUGGAUGGUUUGUCAAGAUCGUUACGAGGGAGGAAGAAGCAUAGAGCCAGAUUAAAAAAAAACCCAACAUUUAUGUGCCAAAUGUGUCACCUGGGAUGAAUUUAGGCCUGUGGGUCCAGGUGAGCAAUCCCCACAAAAUCCUUCUUUACUUGUAGUGUGACUGGGAAUCCUGAGGCAUCUCAUGUUCUCGCUACUAAAAUCUGUUAGGCACGUAAAGUCCUGCUGCUCUGCUUUCCUGGGCUGGCAUCAUUUUGACUGUGUGGAGCAUUUUUACACCUAAUCUUUGGCUUCACAAAACAGGCAUUGCCCUUAAGAUCAAGGGCUAAUCCAGUAGCCAUCACUCACACAGGCAGCUUUGAGUUCAGCGCGUAAUAAAGCAGUUGAGACUACAUCCCUUCAAAAACAUGGCAAGAACUGUAAGUGAUGUGAUGGCGCUGCAGCUCUCCAGUGCUUCUGACCUUCUAAAUCUUUAUGCUUAUAUUCAGAGUGACCCACUGGUGGUGCCUGCUCUUUUAGUCCCUGUCAGUGUCUCCCACUGAGUACAUUGCUGUCACUUCACCCUGAAGUAACCCUCUGGCUGCUGAAAGCUUACAUCCAGGUAUUUGGCUUCCAUGAGCUGGUGUUCCUAUUAAUAUGUCAUUAUAAAAAUUAUAUAUAUAUGUAUUUGUUGAAAGGUAUCAAGAAAGAGCAACAGAGUGCUGAAUAUCAUCACCACUCUGUUGGAAUACAGGGACAUGCUGUCUCCUUCUCUGUUUUGCUGAUGGUCCUCUGUGAACACUGAAAAGGGGGCAGCAUAAACUCUGAGAGCAUGCAGGAGAGAAGUAGUAGUUACUGACUGCCCUCUCUGAGUCUUAUCGGAGACAGUUAGAUGUACCAAGAAAUUUACUUCUCUGUUUUGGAGACUUUCUUCUGUAGCUUACUGUAUCAAAGUCACUGCAGAGAUCUCACAGAACACAGAGGUAUCUUACUUGUGCCAGGGCCUUGGCGUAUGUAAAUUGGAGUUCCCAGGGCAGCCUUUGGUCUGAGUCCUGGUCUGAACUCGUGAAGGUUCAACAGCGGACCAAUGUCAUGUUGCUGGAAUUUAUUUUAAUACUUUCAUAGUAGUUUUUCCCAUGUUGUUGGCAAUCGCUAAAGGCAUGACUGGUGUGCUUUUGUGGAGGAGAAGUUGAUCAGUUCCAUCAGUUAUGGGUAUAAUUGUUCUUCAGUGCCUUUGACAAGACAGCAAUGACAUGGAUCCCAUACACGGAUAAUGCUAAUGUCUUCCGGCAGCAGCUUGCUUUGUAGUUUAAACUUUUAUGGUUUAGGGCAACUUGGCUCUGGACCAGAACUUUAAUGUUUCUUUUUCAUGUUUAUGGAAAUAAGAAGUGAAUAUUCUAGUCUUGUGAAUAAGUCCAGUGAGGCUUUGGCUAAUUUUCCUUUCUUAAUAGUAUCAUUUCAGUUCAUAAAACUUGUAUUACUGUAAUAAGGAGCCACAAAAUAAAGACUGCAAGUCUGUGAGGUAAAAUUCCUAUGUUUGGGAUCAGUGCUGUUGCAACGAGAUACUACUUUUCCAAAGAGCUAGUGUGAAUGUAGAAGAUCUGCCUAUUUUUUCACAGAGUUAUUUUUAAAAGGUGGAAAUAUUGUUUAGUUACUGUGAUACCUGAAAAUGAGGAUUCUCUGCCACUGAACUUCUGUAUGAUUUCUCAGACUGCCUUAAGUUCUCUUUAUUGAUUGUGAAAUGUCUAGAGAACUGACUAAACAGAAGAAUCAGUCUGGAGAACUAAAUGAAAGACACUUGCUUUCCGGUUCUUGACUUGCUGAUCAAUGCUUUUCUUUUGUUGUGCUAUAUUUUUAAAGAUUAUUUUUCUCUAUGGUCCUGCUGUAAUGCAGUGUUGAUCUUCGUUGCUGCAAUAGCACAGCAGGCAGAAGGACUACAGCCAAAGUCAACUUAGUCCUUUGAAACUGAUGUCAAAGAGAUGGUAUGUUUGUUAAGGAACUGUCAUGUACCCUCUUAGUUAAAUGCAUUUGUAAUUUUGCAAUAUGUGGUGUUAAAGCUGAAAUAAAAUCUAUCUCAGUAUUUAUUGAAACUGAUAUGCUCAUGUAUUGUGCCAGAUUCAGCAGCUCUGACAAACCAGCUAACACAUUCGGCAUUAGUAAAUA